This is a messenger RNA of Amoebophrya sp. A25, 13771 nucleotides long. NCBI's taxonomy places the organism in Eukaryota, Dinophyceae, Syndiniales, Amoebophryaceae. The record is from the annotation of a GenBank genome assembly.
CACAAGUUCAGGCUUCCCGCGGGGUAAUUGAGUGGAACUAUAGCGGGAAAUUGUAGACCCAGGCACCAAAAAAAAAAAGUCGUGGUGUGUGGGCGAGAAUGAAUGAAUGCGAGAGCUGUGCAAAGAAUCUAAAGCCAGGCGCAAACGUGGUCUAAAUUAGAAUGUAUUCGCUUUUAGCAAUAGCUACGGCGAAAAAUAGAGAAGUUGACUAUUAGUUAGAUAAAUGUUAGGGACGAAACACGAUGGGCAACAGAGUUGCGCGCGCAGUCUCACUGUCAUCUUUCGCGGAGUUUAGACAAUCUGUAGAGAGAGCUUUUCCGCGUGUCGGCGACCGGCCGUAUGGUUCCACGCUUUGGGGACGAUGCUCGGGGAAGGUCGUUCCACUUGUCUGACUAACGUGCUCCCUUCGUGAAGGGAUAUCUUCGCGCUGGCAGCGUGAGUUUGGGUUUCGUGAUCAUUUUGUUGAUAGAGGUUGAGUUACUCAAGUUCUUGUCUAAAGAAAUUGGACUCAUCAUACCGAAAAGAGAUUGAGACUCUCGCGUCUCGAGGACAGUGUCUGAGUAUUUUGGUGCACGAAUCACAGGAACGACCUUCUCCCAUCGCCAUUCUCAAAAAGUGGACCCACUCAUAUUAAAGCUCCUAACUGUAUAAGCGCGGGGAAAUUCCCAGGAAAGUUGAUUGCGCCGCCGCAGCCAACCGAAAACGACAUCGAGGCGCAAGCUGUAGUGAGUCACGUUUUGGAUGACGUCUUCGAUUGCCACAGACGGCGUGGCAAUGGUAAAAACGCUUACUCGUGUAAGUGCUUCUGAAGUGAUGUAGAUGUAUUUGGACACCAUAAUAAAUGUUGUGACGUCGGGCACAUGGCAAAGAUUUAUCUUCCCUGUCUGAUGUGGUUGCUUUCUUACCGCUACCGUCAAUCUGUCUACCUCCGGACCCUUUCAUUGGUUCGGCUUUUCAGAUCCAGACCGUACCUUUGUGAGAAUUAGGUCAAUACUAUUUCGCCUUCCUUUCGCUCAGCUUGCGGGACGUUAACGCAUGGUGAGUGGAAAUAUCGCGAAUUUUUUGACUGCACGCCCGGGCGGGGUGAGGGAGGCGUUGCGACUUGCAAAAACCAAGCUGGUGAUGUCGAAAGAAAAAAAUUUCGUAAAUAUUCGAAAGCCAUUCCUAUCGCGGGAGGCGGAAGCGGUGGCAGCCAUGAGGGUGUGAAGGAGAUCGUCGUGCACCAAUUUGUGGAAGACUAUGCAGGGGCGUCGUGGGUAAAUUUUCAACACUAAGAUCCUAAGUAAGUAAGAUCUUGAAACCUUCAACGCCUCAGCAGGAGGCCGCGCAAGGUCCUUAGAAAUGUUCAGCGUGCCAAUGAAAAGACCCGGAGCUUAAUGGCCAUCAGGGCGGAGCUCCAUAGAUCGCCACAGGUGAGCGAUCUUCUGCUGUUCCGCUCUAGGUUCUUCGCGUGAGUAACUAAGUAGGUAGAAACUUUGGCUCAAGGAUAGAAAUGGCAGCGGUCAUUUCUAGGAUUUAUGCUGCUGGUUCAAGUUGUUAGAUCCUCAAGAGAGUGCAAGUUUUCGAAACUUGCGCUCCUCGUAUGAAAAAGGCUGACUCGAUGAUGACCAUCGCAGGCCACUGGCUUUGCGCGCUUUCUUACUUUGUCUGGCUACCGUUUGGCUCAAGACUUCGGCCAGGAUUUUAUUGGAUUUGAAUGGCGUGGGGAUUAGUAAAGCCCCUAGCGCGGAGUGGCGUCGCUGAUUGUUCUCUCCCCGGUUUUCCCUGUAUUAUAGACUUUAAUCAAACGACAUCGGUAGGCGUCGCAAGUGGUGGACUCGCUCCCGUGGUAGAUAACCUAGGCAGAGUUAUAGCACCUCCUUUCGCGUAUCCCGCAUAGUUUUACUUGGGUACAUCGUGUCGCUCUUAACACGAAACAGAUUCCCGAAAUUUGUAAGGCAGCGGGACUCCUCACAUUUCAGCCGAAAAUAAUGCACGGCCCGAAUCUGCCGCCGUUUUAUGUCCAUGGCCGGCGGCCACUGCGCCAAGCUCAGCGUGCGUCUUUGACUACGGUCCCGGGAGAAGAAGCUCAUGAGGAUGGAGGCGCCCUGCGUUCUAGUUUGUCGAGCGGGGUGGGGACAGUACCAGGCGACGAAGGACCCGCCACGCAGACCCAGUUCCACAGGAAGCGGGGAAGGAUUCGCUUCGCGCCUGGACUUCUACAGCAUGGCGACGGACGGCGAUGACGUAGGUCAGGGCGCUGCUCGUGGUCUACUUCGGCGCGAGUCAGUGCGCGGCGGCGCACGGGGCUCGCAGUCGCAUGAUGAAGGUGAAGGAAUUGGUUGCGCAGCAGCGUGGGGGAUGCUUUGGCAAGAUGUGCAGCAAGUUGCCUCGGAGGUAUAGCGGCAGCAGCGUCACAGGGGUGGAAGGCGUGAAGUCGCAGACCACAAGUGAGCGGCGGGGCGUCGGUUCCGAUUCAGCAAGGAGACCCAAACAGGCCAGCAGACAGUCAAAGGCGUCACCCUGAGGCUGCGAGCGCGAUCCAAGCCCAGAAGGCUGAGCAUGUUGCGAGGGAGGUCGACGCCAGGGGUGAAGAGUCUGCUGCGAGGAGCUCAACAGGCAAGCGGUGGCGGCACGGCUGUGGUGCCUGCGGGUUUGUCAACUAGCUCGGGCGCAACUCUACCGGCCUGGCAAGCAGUAGCGACGUCCAGGACAGCUGCGGCCUCUUCUCUUUCUUCUACGAAAACUACUAAGAAUACGAUCAAAGGCCAGGCUUUCGCGGUUAUGAAGGCAAGCAGAGCGCUGAGGCACUUGGUCGGGCGUUCAGAAGUAGUUGAUGCGCGAUGCUAUCGCGUAACGGAAGGCAGCGAAGCAACCAGGGGCGGGCAGUCGUUUGCCGUGUUUCGGGUGAAAGGUCCUGCGGCUGACUUCAAGAGCCUCGGGCCGUGGAAGCGGUUCCAGACAGCGCGCGAAGCUCGCGCUCACAUCUUAGGCAAUUUCUUGGGGGUGGCGCGGUCUCUGUCGGGAAUCUUGCUAGAACUUGUUCUGGGUUCCAUCGGUUUCGCCGCUGCGGUUCCAACUUCUGCGCCUGCAGUAUCAGCGUCUUCCGGUGAGGCACACUCGGCGCCUCGUUAUAAGGCGGCUGAGUUUCCACAGGUCCGGAACGAUGCGAGCAAGCCAGUUACGCUUCGCCUCAGCUCGGCUGAAGGGUUUUACAUGGAGCGACGUGCGGCAAAGAGGUGGCUGCAACUGGUUGGGAAAGCACCGGGGCGGGCGUGGGAGGAUUUUCUCAUGCAGUUGGAACCAGAAUCAGCAGCAAGUCGCACGCUCAAGGCAAUCCUGGCGGAAUGCUGAGAAGGAGGCGACGAAGGAGAGGAUGACGCACACGCGGCGGCGCUGGAGGAGAUUUGCCACCGUGGAGCAGCAGCGGCGAACUUGACUCCGGGGAAGGAGUCAGGGCUAGACGCUGCUCGCCUGCGUGUGGUGUACGCAGAACGAGGAGGCGGAGCUGGCUCAACAGACUCUGCGACGCAGGUGCGGGAGCGGUUCGACGUCUUGACGACUCGGCGAGCGGAGACCGGCAGGCGCGUUGCUAAACUUGGCGACCCAGCUGGAGCAGAGGGGUCCCUCACUUCUUUUCGUGCUCGUCGGUCUCCUUGCGCCCGCUGGCCUCCCGGCCGAGUACUCGGCCCGGGUUCCGGCAAAGAUGGCCGCAGCGGUAAGGGUAUACUUGGAGCUCUGCAAGGAUCUAAAUCGGCCCCAUCCUCCUCGGCAGCCACAGUGGGCAGAACUGCUGCGCAUGUCUUGCAGGCUUUUGAAGCAGUGGCUGCCGAAGAGCAAGUUUCUCGUGCGGAAGAGAAGCGCUACGCUGCGCAAACUGGAGAGCUUCGCAGCGUGGACAACGGAGCAGAGGGCGCGGACUCGGUUGAACGAAGAAGAUGGUGACGCAGAGCAAGAGCAGGACGCUGAGCAUGGAAGCUAUCGCCUGGCAGCACAAGCAGACACGGGCGGAGCUGUGGGGCUUGUUGUGGAGCAGACUCUUACUGCUAACCAGUGCGGCGGGGAGCACCCCGGUGCGUGUCGUCGUGAUUGCGAUCGCGACAUGGCUUACUGUUUGCUGGUCUAUCCGGAUAUAUAAGCUUCGGCGUCAGACCUGCAAAGCGUGCAGCGAUCUGAACGGGCAGCAGGUGCGGCGUGCUGUCUGUCUACCGUGGGAAAAGCAGGGCGCAAAUACUCUGCGCCUGACGAAGCGAGCGCAGCAAGGUGACAAAGCGCGGACGGCAGAGCAACUAGCGCGGUCGCCUCGAGGGUUUUGCUUUCGACCUUUGUGCAAGGCUACUGGUGCAAGCAGCGAUAUGCCAGCGAGCACCUCAAGCUUCCGGAUUGGGUCAAAGAGAUGAGGGAGGAGCGCAGGAAGCUGGACUCGGCCGGGCGGAGGGAGUGGCGGCGGCGCUUCUCUCGCAUGGCAGAGCUGCGCAGCAAGGGCAUAGCGCCACAAACAACGGCGGCGCGGUCAGGUGCUGCACCUAGCGGGAGCAAGGAAAUUCUUGGCAUGCGUGGCGCUCUUGUUCUGUUGCGUGGAGAUUGCACGGGGGCCACCGGCGCCAAGGUCAGCCUCAGGCUGACAGAGCGGCCAGCAGAGUUUCUGCAGCUGGUGCAAGCUGCUGCCAGCGGUGAAGAAAAGGAGCCAGCUCGGCUGGUAGAGCUGGAUCUCCCGGAGAAGUGUGACAAGUUCACCGCGGAGAAUUUCGGCGAGCUUUGUGCGGAGACUGCUGGGCUAUUGGAGUUGGACGCGGAGAGGUUCCUCGUCUGGGUGGCGGCGAAUGUCGUGGCGCAGCCUUCUAGUGCAGUGGAUGAGCCAGGUGCUGCCGACUCGGGGGGCGGGUCUAUCGCAUUGGACAGGCCGGAGCAACUUCCCCAGCGUGCCUUCGUUCGACUGUAUAUGUCUAGUGGUGAGGGGGCAGAGCACAGCGCGGCGGCGCAUUUAGACACUGGCAGCACGGUAGGCCGCAAGUCGCGGCAGGCCGUUGGUGACAAUUGCGCGAUGUCCAUGGAUAAGGUUCAGCAGCUGCGACUUCCCCUGGUGCACAGGCCUGGCGUGGCCGCCAUCACUGAAGGCGCAAAGGAGGCGACCCAUGCUCGCCGGUGCGAGUCACUAGCGUCCCAGUUGGAGAACUCACAUGACACACGCGGACAGCGCUCCGGCCCAAUUUCCAAGAAGUUCCCAGCUUUGGAUGGGUUGACGGACGGGAUUAACUUGGGCCACAGCACCGCACGCUUCGCAGCUUGGGGCUGUGGUUGUGCUCCGGUGGAAAUUCUUCAGGGCCCCCGGGUGCGCAGUUGGGACACUUUGCUCUGCUGGCGGAUCCGGGGCAAGGUCUUGGUGCAGAUUCGUCUCGGUAUGACGCAGCGGAGCUGCUCGGUGAGGGCUUCGCGCAGCAGCGGGGUUCGCAGUGGUUCUGCGUUCCUCUGGUUCAUCAUUCUGCAGCAGAGUCGUUUCGUCUGAAGCUUGUUGCGGCAGAGUGCAGCGCGGGGCUUGGCCCUGGUGAGCCAAUCCCGGUUGACCUUGACGUGGCGGAUUUUGCGUGGGACACAAUUCGGGGCGCAGCAGCUUAUGUCGUGGACAUGUCGCCUACUGGUGACGGCUUUGCCCAUCGUCUUGCACCGGGAUCAGUUCACGGCCGUGGAUUAUAACCCGGGUGAGGAGCUGACAGUCCAGGCGACAAACCGGAGCGCCCGGGUCCGCUCGUUUGGGCAUGGACUCUCAAGCGUGUGCCAGGGCUGUUGGCCCCUACUGGAGACGGAAUCGCGACACCGCUCAAGAUCGGCCGUGACUGGUUUGAUAACUCCAACGAAGACGAGAGCGACAGACAUGCGCCUGCGCCGGUUGAAGGAUGCAGCACGGCGGAAGCAGCAGGCGACGCCGGUGCCCUUGGGGUUGUCGCAGAUAUUCCGCCUUCGCAGCACAAGGAGCAGAAGGCGCGGAAGGUCCGCGACGACAGGGCGCACCCAAUUCGCCAGUGGUAUUCAGGGCAUGGACAUGCGGCGGCGGGGCAGCAAGCUGCGCCUCUGUUGUCAACCACCCUGGCAGCGUUCGCUGGGGUAGCGUCUUUCGCUAUCUUCUUGACCGCGCUGCUACAAGGGGGUAGCAGCUUUCGAGCGUCACCAAGCGAAGGCGCGGAAGCUGAAAGUGACGCGCUACCGGGCAGCACCAGCAUAGAUCAACACGCUGCCGGCCAUUGGCCAGAGGAGGAGCCGCUGUCACGUCACCGGCUGAGGCGUUGUGACUUAUUGGCGAAGGGCUGCGAGCUCGGGUGGGGGCAGCGCGGGCCAUUGUAGACUCACCUGACGCAGCAGAUGCGGCGGGCGGAUAUUGUUGGGCAGGUGUCCUUCAUGGUUAUAGGUGGACUCCUGCUGAGUUGAAUCCUGGCAGGAUAGUCCGGCUGAAGUGACCUGCUCGAAGGCAGCAGGGGCUAGGCCGUCUGGUCGUGACUCAGGACGCGCGGCGGAGUCGUGGAGGGGCUUCACCCUUGCGCAGGGCGCUGAGAAGGCCGUCUUGCACUUGCAGGCAUUGCAUCGCUGCGGGGGACGGACGAGCGAGAGCUGGCGAAGAUGGGGGAGUUUCUGCGGACGUGGCGAGAAGAGAACGUGACGCAGCGGCGGAAGCGGAUAAACCGACAGGCGCGCCGUGCGCGGGAGCGGAUGUUCGGACGCGGGAGCACAUCAACAGAAGCAGCGCAGCGCCGCAGAUGGUGCAGUCAGGCUGUUGGUGGUCCAAGCGGUUGGCACGCACAUACUCAGCGCUGGGCUGAAGAAGACACUCCUUUCUGGAAGCUCGCGGGGCUGUUCGAUGAUGAGGCGGCGACACGGGUGCAAAAUAUGCCAGUGGCGGCGCAGUUGGCGCAGGUUUUGCCCCGCUCUUCGCGUUCUGACGACCCUGAGCUGCAGCAGCUUGGGCGGCGUUCCUUCGACGCUUGGCAGAUUUGAAAAGAGCCCGAGGAGAAAGGCGAGACAGGUGCUGCUGUAGGCGGAACCCCCAAAAAUGACCGCGGUCAUUUUUCGAAGUGAGGAGAUGGCCCUGGUGAGCUGACUGAGGAAGAAGGGCCUCCUCGUGAGAUUGCGGAGAAAUCAGAAAAGCUUGAGCGAGGUGCGGGGCUGCUGUCGAAGGGCUCACCAGAGUGGAAGCAAGUGGUGCGUGACUAUUGGGCUGAGGACAGGGGGCGCCUAGCUGGGGGGCUUAGUGGUCUAGAAUUCGCUGACUUCUUGGGCCGAUGAGGUGACCACGCCGAAAGCAGUCUCGCUGUUUGAUGCCGGGCGUGAGUAUCAUUCUCUUUCGAUCAAGAUUCUGGUGCCGGGCCACGCGCCUGCUGCCUCGUCUUCCCCUCGUCCUUACGAUCUCGGGCCGCUGCCUGGACCGCCUGCGAAUGGAAUUGAUUCAGCUUGCGGGAAGCAUUUGCAGAGGGGAAGUGCGUGAAGUUUGACCCGUGGGAGCGUGCUUCCCCUUUGAUGCUCAGCCUAGCGCUCUUGGCAGUGUGCAAAGGCCACGAAACAAAGCGGAGCGUGGUUGACUUUCGCAAGUUUAACACCUUGGCGCAGAGUGUGCUCUUUGAGAUGCUGCAGCAGGGCUUGACCUGUUCGAAAUUACUCCAGCGGAGUGGUUGCCUUUUCGCUGCGUUGGGCCUUGCUCUUGGUUCUGGCCAGCUUUCUCUUCCCCCGGUGUUGCAGAGGUUGUUGGCGUGGACGACCGGGGGCGGAGCAUAUUCCCAAACGCGGAUGCCGCUCGGGCUUGUUUGGGCGCCAGCAGUUUCCCAGGCAUGGAGAGGGCCAACCUUCGAAAAGUUGAAGGGUGCCAGCGUUCGCGAAUUUUGCAGCGUUUAGACCGAUGGCCUCUGUCUCGAUGCAGUUAGUUAGGCCGGGCUCAGGGAUCGCGCGCUGACGCUCUUCCGGGCGUGCAAAGAGGCGGGCCCCUGUCUGUCGUUACGGAAGUCGUGCCUCGGCUGCAAGUCGUUGGAGAUCCUCGGGCACAUGUUCAGCGCGGCAGGCAGGACCCCAACGAAGAAGCGCCGCGACGCGUUGCGGGAUUGGUCUGCCCCCCGCUCUCGGGCGGAUCUAGUUUCAGCGGUGGGUUUCGCCGACUUCUCUCGUGAGUUCAUGCCAGACUUCAGCGAAGUAGUAGCGCCCCUGCGGAAAUGGAUCAGCAAGAGGGGCAGCGUUCGCGGGUUGCACAGCUUUCCCAAAGCUUUGGCUGCUUUUGAUCGUCUGCGCAAAAGUUUGCGUCAUGAUGUUCCGCCUAAGGCGUUGGAUCUGCAGCCGGCGCAGCAGCAGCUUUUGAAGACGAGCGGGCGGCCUAUAGUAGUGCCUCUGGGUGCUAGUCUUUUUGGGCGUGGUUUCGUGAUUGCGCAAGCUGAUCGUCGGCAUGGGGCGUUGCGGCUGAUCGUGGCGCGGCGUCGGAGCUUUGCGCCGGGGGACUCAAGCUUUGGAACUUUUGCGCGAGAGCUCGUGGCGGUGAAGUUGUUUGCUGGCCUGGGGCUGCAACUGGUCCAAGGGCGUGAGAUUUUUAUGUUCUUCGACCCCAAGAACUUGGGCCCAAGUGCCCUCGAGGAGGUCGCGCUUUCGCAGGUCAAGCCCGCAAAGGUGCAGCGAUGGGUCGGGAGCACUCUACCGAAACUCAGCAGCCCGCUGAUUCAUAGGGCUCACACCACCGACCCAGCGGAGAGGUGAACCCGCUGGCGAGCAUUCUGCCAAGGCGGGCAUCCGGCGGACCGUUCUCGGGAAGAGAUCCUCGAGGGGGCCAGGGACGUACUCGCACAAGUUCCGCGUGGUGUGGCAGGUUGCGCGCGAUGGCUGUUCACAGAUCCCCAACGAGUAGCAGACGCGCCGAAGAUUGGCGACCAAGUUGCUGACACUGGGGGCCUGGGCGCUCCUGAUAUCGCUGCGGGCUCGCUAAGCUUGCAGCUGCUGAAGCUUCGCGACAAGACCGGGCAGCGCCGUGGCGCGGUUGUCUCGGACAAGACGCGUCGCGCUUUCGCUUACCUGACGGAGGCGCGUCCAGGAUACGCAAAGGCAUUCGGGGCGGCUUUGCAGUACGUCGGUCGCGACCAAGGUGAUGGCGCCUGACGUUACAGCCCAAGCGCGCCUGAAGAGGUUCAGCGCGGGCCGGUGUACUUCACCAAGCUGGUAGACGAAGAACAAAUCCGACAGGAAGAGCCGCAGCUAGCAGCAGGGUGCCAGAAGCAGCUGGCGGCGGUGCGCUUGCCGUGGUCUCGGGCAGAGUCUGCACUUCAACCAGGUGCGCAAGAAAGUUUGUCCUCAUUUGAGGCGGAGCCCGUAUGUAGCGCGGGCGCCAAGGGCGGCCGCCAUGCUUUGCGCGUGCAAGUGUGGCACAGGAUUGGGAACGAGGAGAGGGCAGAGGCGCUGCCGAGAAAACGCAGGACGAGAGCCAUCGCGGCGCGGCCCGACGAAAUCCAAGAGCGGCCUGCUGAAUUGGGCCAGCAGCUUCGUAGCGAAGAACCUGAAGAAGAAGGUGCGGGCGCUGGUGGUGAUCUGCUUGCACCAGUUGCACCCGCAGGCGCGGCGCAAGUCCCAGCUCCGGACGAGCCUGGCUAAGGUCCUCCAAAGGGGGCUCAGCCUGGGCUUCAACCAGCACAGGAGGGCGCGGCUUUUUGGGUAAAUUCGUUGCUUUCUACAGCAGCCGCAGAUGCAGACGCAGGUUGCUCGUCCCCGGGAUGCUUCUCGGCCGUUGUUGGAUUUGCAAGAGAACCCAGACCCGGAGCCGGCUGGUAGUGCAGGGCGCGCGCUGCUGCUCUCCCAGAUGUCCUUCGAGAAGCAGCGCGCCCCGGAGUACGUGCGGGCGGUAGUGGUGCCGCAACGAUACUACAACGCCAAAGAAAAUUGGGGCCGCACGCGGUUGCUUUUAGUGUCGGCGAAGAUAGGAGCGCCUCGGAGGCACCCCGGCAGCGAUGGGAUCAGUUGGCAGUAGUGUGGGCCUGGGUAGUUUCUGGGGGAAGGGCGAUAGGAUGCUGCUGGUGUAUGGAUCAGAAGCAGCGAGAGCGGAGGUGGAGCCUGAUGAACUUCGGCAAAGUGUGGACUUGGACAGUGUGAGGAUGGCACAGCUACAGCGGGCAGCUUUUCCAAUCCACUACUGGACACUCGAGCAGGAUGCCAGCUGUCGCCAAGCUCCUGCUCUGCUUGUGGGACGUGGCGCGAAGCGGUGGCCGACCAAGUGGGUCAAGGAAGCCGUAGAUCAGUGCUGCUACCGCAAUUACCGGCCUGGCGGUCAGGAUUGUCUCGCACACCUUGAGCCUGAUGGGGAGUAGAGGUUGAUCGCGCCACCGGGUAAGCUGGUCGAUGGUUUUCCAGGGCAUGAGACCGCUGGGGAGCGCUUGCCUUUUCCUAGUGGUGAUAUCAGUGCGCGCGAUUUCCUCAUAUGAAAGGCUCACCGCUCAGCAGAGGGCGCGGCGCAUGCUGGGGGGUGCGCGCCUUUCGUGGAGAUGCGGCGGAGUCGAUUGACCUGGCAUACGAUGCGGAAAGGCUGGCGCGACUUCGUGGCGCGGUGCCCUUGUUGCAACGAACAUCAACCGCAUGGAGAAAGCCGCCAUCUCUAUGACUUCGGAAGCGUUGGGGUGCGCUAGAUUUUUCUGCGCGGUAGUGUCUGACUAGGCCAGUCCGUUCGCGGAGACGUGAAGAGGAAGCAGCUACAUCUUCACGGCGGUGGAUGUUUUUAGCGGUCUGCGCUUUGUCUUCGUGACGAAGGGCAAAACGGUGAAGGCGGCGAUCGAGUGCCUCCGCAAAAUCUUCAAGCGGUAUGGCCCUCCCCUGCGGUGUCGUGUGGGCCACGGUUUUGAGCACUUCCGCGGUAAAGGAUGCGGCGGGCUGGCUGCGCACUUGGUUGCGGAGAGGGUGCCUUGCUGUGAACUUUCGGCCGGGGGCAUCUCCAAGGACAGAACGCGGCGGAGUGUGUUCGCAAGUAUUGCGCUCAUCAUUGCAGAGCGGGCCCCGCUGGUCCGCUCCCAUUAGCAGACUAGCUACGGCGAAAGAGUGGAAGGCGUGGCGCUAGCGCUCAACAGGAUGCCAAACGAGUUACGCGGAGGUAAGUGCUGCGCGCUGGGGGUGCUCGGAUUGGAUGGCUGGGGCAGCCUUUUCAUGGAUUUACGGCCGCAGUUUUUGGAGCGCGGCUGCGGUGUGCUGCGGCAUUCGUUCGGAGACGCAUUAGACCGCCCGGAGCGAGGUCGGCGCGAGUUGGGUUACCUGCAGCUAGAAGACAGCGCUGAGGCUGCUGAACGAAGCCGCAAGAAGCUCAUCGCAAAACGUGGGCUGCGUUUUUUCGAUUUCACGUUCGGCGAUUUGGUGCAGGUGGGGCUGCCUUUCGCCGAGGAGCGUUCAAAGCAAGAGCUGCGUGGGGUUUACGGGCGACCGGGGUACGCGGUUGCCAACUUGCUUGAUCGGGCCGCGUAUCCAGAGGACCGCACGGGAAGCGACAAGAUUCCGACCAAGCAAGAGCCUUGUCAGCCUGGACCGGUUGGCAGUGCUUGGACAUGUUCGCGACUUCGCUCGCCUGGACUUUCCUGUCACGUCAUCCAGGGGGCGAGGCUGGUGCAGAGACGCACGCACUUGGCGCGAUUCGGCAACGGUGCAGUUUGCCGAUGAGGAGCCGCGAAGCGUUCGCUCUCGGCAGUUCUUUUUGGACAGCAUGGCGAUCCCGACGCGGGUCGCAGAGUGAGGAGCCCGGUCAGCGGGUGCAGCAGUCGCUCUUCUGCUGUAUUCGUUGCUCAAAAUGCUGCACUGUUCGAGCGCAGAGCGGGGGGCCAUUUGGGUAGGGCUUUUCUCGCUCUUUGCUCGCCCAAUGCAGAGCUUUGGGGUGGGUUGCUUUAUUUUGGAAGCGCAGCGGAGAAAAAGGCGCAGCUUCUGGUAAAGGAGAGGCUGAGCGCGGGACGGUUGUAGAGCUGUGCUUUAGCUUGGGGCUUGAAGGUGGUGAAGGUCGAGGUGGGUGGCAGGCCCUUCUCAUGAGUUUGGAGAAUCAAUGGAUAAGGAGGGCAGACUUCUGGGAAUUCUUAGAACAGGCGCGCAGUCUGCUUGUGUUGGUUAUUUGGGUAAUUUUCCAACACUAAGAUGCUAAGUGAGUAAGAUCUUGAAACCUUCAACGCCUCAGCAGGAGGCCGCGCAAGAUCCUUAGAAAUGUUCAGUGCACCAGUUAAAAGACCCUGACCUCCUUGGCCAUCAGGACGGAGCCCCGUCGAUCGUCAUAAGUGCGGGAUCUUCUGGGGCGGCUGUUCCGCUCUAGGUUCUUCGCGUGAGUAAGUAAGUAGGUAGAGACUUUGGGUCAAGGAUAGAAAUGACCGCGGUCAGUUCUAGGACUUAUGCUCCUGGUUCAAGUUGUUGGAUCCUCAAGAGAAUGCAAGCGCUCAAAACUUGCGUUCGUAUGAAAAAGCCUGACUCGAUGAUGACCAUCGCAGACCACGGAGUUUUCGUGCUUUCUUACUUUGUCUUGCUGCCGUUUGGCUCAAGACUUCGAUCAGGAUUUUAUUGGAUUUGAAUGGCGUGGUGAUGCGUAAAGCUUCUAGUGCGGAUUAGCGUCACUGAUUGUUCUUUCCCCUGUUUUCCCUGCGUUAUAGAUUUUGAUCAAACGAUAUCGUUAGGUAUUGGCGCCGUCUGUGAUCGUCGUUUCGGAUGAAUCGCAAGACUCCGGCAGCGAAUGCCCGCACUUGAUCUUCGAGAACGGUUCGUGUCUGCAGGAUGACCAGGAACACUAUGAGCAGUUCUGGCGAUACAGAUGCGCUGGGAGUCUUGAUGGGGUUGGCGGUAGUAGCUUCGCAGAACUUCAUCCAGUAGAACUAGCUGCAUCUGAGUGGGUUUGGCAUGGUGCUGCAGCCACUGGGUUCAUCUCUAUACUAGUGGUUAUUUACUUCUUCUUGUGUCGCAGCGCAGCGGCUGCUGCUGCUCCACCCCCUCGUGCAGGUAGCGCCUUUGCUGGUAGCUCUCUCGAAAACAGUGCAGGAGAUCAUGACGAGCAGCAUCACAACAAGAACUAUGGCUCGACAAGCUCGAAGGACGACCCUUUCUUGUUCUACAUCGAGCGUGCGGAUGAUGAUCAUCAUUCUCGCAGCGACACUGAGCAUGAGUCCUCGUCUACUGCAGCAAGAAGCAACGAGACCACCGCUCACCACGAAGGCGCAGAGCGAUUAUCUGCAGUGAAGAAGCGCGCAGGUCACGCUAAGAACCUCAAGAAGCUCGCAGGUGACAGCAGCAAGGACGAGCUUAGUGUCGAUGAUGAUCAACCAGAUUUCACGUUUGGCAGAAAUGGCGCUUCUUCUUCAGUAGUAGGUGCAGGGAUUCGAGAAUGCCAGUCAGCAGCCAGACAGCGAGUACUGCCGAGUCGAGAGCUGGAGGAGGCUGGCAGCGAGACGUUUUGAAAACUCCAUGAGGUGAGAAGUUGAAAUGUUUCUUCCACGUCUUGACUUUUGUGACUGCGGGUGACAGCAGAUGUAAGUCUAUGCGAGACCGCUGUUCCUGAUGCCUGAAGGACGAUGCAGACAUACGUUUUUUCCACCAAGUAGAACCUUAUUCAUCAUGUUGUACAGGGAUCCAUUGUUUCGCAUACUUACUUGAGACAACUGAAGAUAUUAGCUGUGUUCUGUAUACCCUCUGAGAUAAAAAUAGAUACUAUGAACGUAGAAGAAAAUUUCUAUGGCGUCGUCAACUCAUUCAUGUACUGCUAAACAAACCAAAAACAAAAGGGUGAACAGCUUGUGCUGUUCUGUGGAGGAGGCCCUGAAACUGCCUCAAAGGCGCUCGG